AUGAAGACAUCUCAACUUUUGACCUUGGCAAUUGCCACUUUCGGCCUCACGACAGGCGCCGUUGCUCAGCGAAACCGUGGUGGAAACAAUGGCGGGAAUGCCGGAGCUGCAACCACCACCGCAAACGCCGCGGCCUCUACCACUGCUGCAGCUGCAGGAGGCAACAAUGGCAAUAACGGAAACAACAAUGCUGGUGGCAAUGCGGGUGGUAACGCUGGCGGCAAUGCGGGCGGCAACGGUGGUGGUGAUGAUCUUACCUUGCUCGCGAGCAACGUCCAAGCUGCUAGCAACUUCAUCGGCAACCCCAAUGCUCAACAAGCCAAUUCCGAUACUGAUCCGGCCAACUUCAUCAACUUCUGCACAGGCAAGACUUUGACCAAUGGAACUCAGAACACCGCCGGGUCGUGUAACGGUGUGGUCAUGGGAGAUAUUCCUUCCAACAACAAUAUGGUCUCGGCCAUUGUUAUCUUCCCUGGCCCCGGAGACGACUUGACCCCCAACCAAUCUUUCGAUAUUCAAGUCCAAUUGACCAAUUUGGUCGCCGGUUCCUUCACCGAUCCCCUCACCACUUACUAUGCUGCUCCUCAAGAACUGCAAGGCGGCAACAUUGUUGGCCAUUGCCACGUCACUGUCCAGGAUCUCGGCGACAGUCUGGCUCCCACCAAUGCCCCGGACCCGAAAACCUUUGCCUUCUUCAAGGGUAUCAAUGACGAUGGCAAUGGAAGAGGUCUUCUUUCGGCCACCGUUGACGCUGGCCUUCCUGCUGGGUUCUACCGUGUCUGCACAAUGAACAGCGCAUCUAACCACCAGCCUGUCCUUAUGCCGGUUGCCCAACGAGGUGCUCAAGACGAUUGCCAGAAGUUCACCGUCGGCCAAGGCAACGGCAAUGCGGGCGGCAAUGCCGGUGGUAACGCAGGUGGCAAUGCCGGUGGUAACGCUGGUGGUAACGCUGGUGGCAAUGCCGGUGGUAACGCUGGUGGUAAUGCCGGUGGUAACGCUGGCGGUAACGCAGCCAGCUCUACCACUGCUGCUGCUGCGACAAGCACCGCUGCUGCAGGCGGAAACGGCAACGGAAAUGGCAACGGCAACGGCAACGGAAACGGCGCUGGCAAUGGCGCUGGAAACGGUGCAGCUACCACCACGUCGGCCGCUUCUUCUAUUGAAACCGGUGCAACUGGCUCGAACUCUACGACUGGAGGAAACACCGGAUCUGGUCGUGGAGGCAGAUUUGGCGGUGGCCGUGGCCGCUACGGCCGUGGACGCGGACGAUUCGCCGCUCGAGACCUCAUUGCAUGA
Molecule: messenger RNA, 1296 nt
Organism: Fonsecaea monophora
Lineage: Eukaryota; Fungi; Ascomycota; Eurotiomycetes; Chaetothyriales; Herpotrichiellaceae
Exons: 3
Coding region: 1-1296 (431 amino acids)
Source: RefSeq, a predicted model, not a curated record